This is a messenger RNA of Hyla sarda, 3509 nucleotides long. It is a transcript of the gene KANK4, whose product is annotated as KN motif and ankyrin repeat domains 4. Gene Ontology annotation, cellular component: cytoplasm; cytoskeleton. Bases 356 to 3124 code for a protein of 922 amino acids. The transcript has 11 exons. Gene Ontology annotation, biological process: negative regulation of actin filament polymerization. NCBI's taxonomy places the organism in Eukaryota, Metazoa, Chordata, Amphibia, Anura, Hylidae. The record is from RefSeq and is a predicted model, not a curated record. Gene Ontology annotation, molecular function: protein binding.
GCAGUGUGCAGGAGAAAAGCUAGUCCGCCCGGGAAAUGUGGCAGUGAUGUGAACGUUCCGCCCACGUGGCAGGCGCUGUGUGAGCAGAGAUAGAGGAAAGGACAGCGCAUGGACAAGACGCCGAAGUUUUCUAGAAGGCAGAUUUUUUUUUUUUUUUUGUCGUACUCCUUAAGAAAGACAGUGUCAGCAUCUGGCUGAUCAAGUAAGAAUGUAGGACCAUCCCACUCUCAGGCACCAACACACACACAGCUCCAUGUACAGUCUGCAAACCUGCGGGGAGAAAGCAGGCAGCAACCACAUCUCCAAGGUUCUAACCCAUUUUUCUGUGUGGAUGAAGUUUGCUAGGUAAAUAAGGAUGGAGAAAACAAACGGAGAAAAUGCUGUUUCGAAGGAGGAACCGAAGGAGAACCGAGUGUCUUAUUCCGUGGAGACGCCUUAUGGGUUCCACCUGGACCUCGACUUUCUUAAGUACGUGCAUGAUAUCGAAAAAGGGAAUACCAUCAAGAGGAUCCACAUUCACAGAAGAGCCAAGCAAUCCAAGUUUAGCACGCUGCCUCGUAACUUUAGUGUGCCGGAAAAUGGGUCGCAGUCCUACUCGGCAGCCUCGAGCAGAACCUGGAGUCCCAGCGGCCACAGGAGCGGCACAAGAGAUGGGUUUUCAGGAAACGAUUCCUCUUUGCGCCUGAGGUACGUCCACGAGUUGAACUAUCGGAGAAAGGAUACUGUCAGCGAUGCCGCGUUAGAAGAAUUGGCGCCUGAAGAUUUUAGCGGCUGCAGGGAUCGCCCACAAUUCGCUCGAGCUUCUAGUCUUCCAGCCAGCCUUCCACAAAGCACAAUGUCUUCUGAUCAAACCCACUACUUGAAGGUCAGGUGUAACAUGGGCGCCUUCAGCAACAGUUUACUGGGUUCCUCGGAGGAGCCGGCGAGUCCAUCGCGACUCCAGUCCAAUCAGCAGCUGGCAGCCGCAUUCAAGAAGAUCAAAGAACUGGAGGAACAGAUAAAAACCAUCCCAGAACUGCAAAAAACUAUCUACGUCCUCGAAGGCAAAAACAACAAGUUAAACACUCAGCUGAAGUCACUUUCUCAAUUCAUAGGGAACGUAAAAGAUCAGCGGGAAGAAGAGUUUUUGGAAAACAAGGCAAAAACGGAGAGCGUGGACAAUGGAAAUGGAGAAGUCAAUGGACAGUUGAGCUACGACAAUCUAAGCGACUCGCCGUUCUCCACCAUCAAACAGCAGGUGACGGGUCUGACCAAGAGACUUGACGACCGGGCCAGGGAGGUGCACAAUCUGAGGGUUUUGGUGGAGAAACAAAACAACGAAUUGAAGGCCAAGGAUGUGUAUAUAGCGGAUUUGACCAAAAUGUUGGAAUGCAUGGAGGAAAGCAGAAGGGAAAGUGGGAGUAAACACUUGAGGGAUACGGCGGUCAACACGGAAGAAGUUCCAGCUGAAGAGAAGAAGGAAAGUCUUGAUAAAGAUACGUAUGCCAAUAUAAGCCCUGAGACUCGGUCAGUAGGCUGUGGUGUCCAUCAUGCCGAUCUGGAUCUGGACACCGAUCAUAGUCUGGCCACCAAUGAGACUGGCGCCGCGGCCCCUGUAGUACAGGAUGAGAUGUUGGUCGAUGAUAAUAAUGAAUGUAGUAGAGUAGAAAUGGAUAGAAUGACUAAGACUGACGCCAAAGAAGGUGAUGUGGUGGACGCCUUGACGGACUCUCAGAUUUGUGGCAAUAACAAAGACUGCAACUAUGAAGAACCUGUCCCUGUCAGGCACUGCCCCACUGUCCAUCAACCCCCCGCAGAUGCCUCCAUAGGACAGUAUGUUAAACGAAUCCAGGACCUACUACAGGAACAGUGGACGUGUCUAGAACAUGGAUAUCCGGAUCUGGCCAGCGCCCUGAGACACCCGGCGUCCAAACUCAGCUCCAUCCAGAACCAACUGGUGAAUUCCCUCAACUUGUUGUCCUCGGUUUACUCCACCCAAACAACAUCUGAGCGGGAGAAUCUCAGGCCGGAGAGUCAGCCAGCAGAAGCGUCUCCCAGGAGCCUGAAGUCUAUAAUGAAGAAAAAAAACAGCAGCGGCCGCUCGGCUGGAGAGACUCGAGCUAAGAAGAAUCUCCAGUUUGUUGGGGUCAAUGGUGGUUAUGAGACAACAUCUAGUGAGGAUUCUACUUCCUCUGGGGACGACGGAGACAGCGAUGGUGAGGAGGGGACCGAGAUGGCCUCACAGGGUGGAGAUGGUGACCGCACGGACAACAUGGCCCAGCAAGAAGCUGAAAAGGAGGAAGAGAAGUUACUGGAAACUCCGGGCCCAACAAUAUCAUCAGAGGCUCCACAGAGUGUGCAGAGGUGUACAGUGGGAGAAUCCUUCCGCAGCGAGUGCCAGAUACUGAGCAGCCAUCUUGCAGAACUGAGGACCACCACGGAUAAUAAGCUGAGACAAACAUUAUACACCGUCUGCCAAGAGUGGUUCCGAGUCUCCAGCCAGAAGACGUCCUCGCCGGAUUUGGUCGCCGUUUAUCUGGAGGAAUUCCGAUCGAUCAGCCCGCAGCUAUUGCAGAUGGUGGUCAAUAUCGCCGACGAGAACGGGAACACCGCCCUGCAUUACAGCGUGUCCCACUCCAACUUUGGAAUCGUAAAGCUGCUUAUGAACACAGGGGUUUGCGAUGUGGACCAUCAGAAUAAAGCGGGGUACACCCCGGUGAUGCUCACCCCCCUGGCGUCAGCCGAGACGGACGAAGACAUGGAAGUGGUGAAGGCUCUUCUGACGCUGGGAAAUGUUAAUCUCUCCGCCCCUCAGGGUGGACAAACAGCGCUGAUGCUCGGAGUUAGCCACGGACGCUCGGACAUGGUGAAAGUCCUCCUGGAGUGCGGGGCGGACGUGAAUCUGACGGCUGAGGACGGCGAGACCGCCCUGAUCAUCGCCUGCCAAGUGGGGAACCUGGAAAUCGUGAAGCUUCUCCUAUCUCAUCCAGACUGUGACGUGGACCUGACGGAUAAGGCUGGUAACUCGGCUUUGUCUAUUGUGCUGGAUUCCGCCCACAGAGAGAUUGCAGAACUUCUACAAGCCCACACAGAGCCCGGCUGUCCCUGCCCCUCCGCUGACACCGGAGAAGGAGGUUCAUUGUAAACAACCAUGGAGGACAAAAGACUCAUUCAUCUGAGCGCUCACUCCACUCCGAACAGCGAGAGCGCAAAUCAUCCAUCUCUGCAUUGUCUUCAUUUACACUCAACUAUUCCAAAUAUGUGUAUAGGGCCCGGCUCUCCGCUGCCAGGGGGGGGGGGGGGUCAGAUACGCCAAUGUCUAUUCUCUUCACGUCUACAGGAAUGGUAACCCAUAUAGCGGGGGGUUACUGUAUAUUAGAUUGUCGCUGGAAAUUUUUUUUCGAUUUUGGAGGCAACCAAUUUUUUGGACCAAAGUUCUGGAUGCCAUUUUUUUUCUUCUAUUUUAUUUUAAUUUUUUUCUAUUUUAUUUUUAUAAAUUUACCAAGAGCAAACCCCCCCCCCCCCCCCAA